Molecule: messenger RNA, 722 nt
Organism: Spirodela intermedia
Lineage: Eukaryota; Viridiplantae; Streptophyta; Magnoliopsida; Alismatales; Araceae
Source: the annotation of a GenBank genome assembly
AUGGAAGGCGAGAGCUCACUCGCUGCAAGUGGAGCUGUGAAAGUACCUGGAGAUGCCGGAUAUCUAGGUACGUUCCCAGUCUUUAAUAAGACCAAUUAUCCAGUGUGGGUGAUGCAUAUGCAACUCCACUUAGAGGCUCACAGCUUAUGGGAUGCUAUUGAGUCGGAGACAAUAGCAAGGAAGAAGGAUCGGCAAGCCCUCUCCGUGAUGCUUGAAGCCGUGUCGGAAGACAUCCAGAGACAACUCAACAUCACAAAAAUGGCAAAAGAAACUUGGGAGCUUUUCAAAGCGACGUAUGUGAGUGACUCGUCUCACGAAAUCAAAACUUCAACGUCUCAGGUGAGAAUUUGAGAUGCUUCAAAUGGGGGAUGAUGAAACUGUGACAGACUUCGUCGGAAAACUGUCACGAGUUGUCACUCAAAUCAGACAUUUUGGGUGAAAAGCUGGAGGAAGGUGUAGUUGUCGUCAAGCUUCUUCGAGCAAAACUAGGGAGAUUUGAUCUAAUUACGACGUCUCUCGAUCAUUCUGGCGACAUCGACUCCAUGUCAUUUGAAGAAGUAGAGGGAUCUCUUAAGAUCUACGAAGAGAAGCUCAAGUUCCGUCAGCAGGAAAAGGAAGAACAAGUCCUUCUUUCUCACAGACUUGAGAAAAUAAGUGGUGGACCUGCCCGCGGCAGGGGACGUGGUCGAGGUCGUGGGUGGCUGAGGAAGAGGAAGAAGUAA